This is a messenger RNA of Penaeus vannamei (Pacific white shrimp), 2346 nucleotides long. NCBI's taxonomy places the organism in Eukaryota, Metazoa, Arthropoda, Malacostraca, Decapoda, Penaeidae. The record is from RefSeq and is a predicted model, not a curated record.
GUGUUACAGUACCAGCCAGUGAAAUACGAAGUGUUGCCCCUCUCACCCCUGUCUAAACAUCGACUAAGUUUGGUGAAGCGCAAAGUGCUAGUAUUGGACCUGGACGAGACCCUGAUUCACUCACACCACGAUGGAGUUAUUAGGCAGAUGGUCAAGCCAGGAACGCCCCCAGACUUUGUGCUCAAGGUGACCAUUGAUCGGCACCCUGUACGCUUCUUUGUGCACAAAAGGCCCCACGUCGACUUCUUCCUGGACAUCGUGUCACAGUGGUACGACCUUGUGGUAUUCACAGCCAGUAUGGAGAUAUAUGGAGCAGCUGUAGCAGACAAAUUGGACGGAGGUCGAGGGAUUUUACGCCGUAGAUACUAUAGGCAGCACUGCACACUCGAUUACGGUAGCUACACCAAGGACCUAGCUGCCAUAUGUCCAGAUCUGGCCUCUAUAUUCAUUCUGGACAAUUCCCCCGGUGCAUAUAGGCAAUAUCCAGACAAUGCAGUGCCAAUCAAGUCAUGGUUCAGUGAUCCACUGGACACCUCCCUACUCAACUUAUUGCCCGUGCUAGAUGCACUGCGGUUUACAGCUGAUGUACGUUCGGUCUUAUCCCGAAACCUACAUCUCCACCGUUUAUGGUAGCACUCAGGGUUGUAGUUUGUAGCGUGUGGCUGUGGCUUUUCAAGUUAACUAUUGGCCACUGUUAUUGGUCUCAGGGGUGCAUGGGGGCUAGGCCUGUGCCGCGUCCUGCUGCACCAUGUGUUGUGGACGCUGCCACCGGAGAACUCUCAUGCUCCCCUCCUCUCCCCCUUCCCCCCCAACCCCAACCCCCUUCCCUGGAUGUGAGGGUUUAGAGUGAAUGUUGAAAGUGUUGACGCCACCUUUUGUUGUAAAUGACUUGUUUCUUUUCUUUUUCUUUUUUCUUUUUUCUUUUUAUUUUCUUUUAUUUUCUUUUUUGUGGUAUAGAUGGCGACACGUUCCAGUCGCAUUUGGGCUGGGCGCUUAGGCCUGUACACAACUUUUUUCUGACAAUGGACAAAUUUUACCUUUAUAGUGUGUGCAAAACAUUUUUAUAUGGAGUAAUGUUUAAAAGAAAUAAAAAAAAAAAUCUUAGAAGAUAUAUGUACUUUAUGUUUAAAAAAUGAAAAAAAAAUCCAAAAAAAUGUGAGAGAAUAAAAUAAAAAGAAUUAAAAAAAUAAAAACAAGAGAGAGAGAAUGAGAACUAGAAGUUUUACUGUGUUUAGUGUCCAGCCUUUAGCACAACUAGGCCACGUGAGUCUGUAAAGUGGGCUCAGAGCUCUGCUAGAAUAUCAACCCCUUGAGGGCACAGAAACUAUUCCCUGUGCCAUAUAAAGGGUCUUUUUGGCCUCGAUGUGUCAAAAUGGAGACUACCCACUAACACACGAAGGUACAAAGGUUAUAAACAUUGGUUGUAAGAGUGUACGUUUGUGCGUGUGUGCCUGUAUUGGUGUCGUCCAUCGUUGAAUGCACAAGGUGCAGGCUCUUUUAAAAAAAGUAUAUAUCCUUUAGUCAGGUCUAUAAAUGUGGAAGUGGAGAGGGACUUGGGUGCCGGGACUGAGUUGACAGAUAGACCAUGUCGGGUGGUGGGCAGUGGUAGGGGGAGGGAGCCCAGUGGAAGGCGGCACCAUUCUUGUGAGGAGACUCAGGUUGUGUGGAAGGAAGAUAUAGAGUUGCUUUUUACAGGAUACUAUAGAAAGGACAAGAGAAAAUCAGUGGUAAAUACUGUUGCCAGUUGCUUCUUGCAGAAAGUUUAGAGACCAGGUUCCUAAAGAUCAAAGCUGAAUUUCCACAUGCAACAAUAGGAUAGGGCACCAGUGAGGUUGCCGCAUGCUGACUUGUGGGAUCAGCGACUCUGAUGCAGAAGUAGGUCAAUUUCCAGGUGGGCAAACUUCUCUCCCUGUGCUCCAUCUAAAUCAGUGAUCAUGCAGAACUGAAGCCAUUUUUUUUCAAUUGUUAUUUUGUAUUCAAUUUAAUAUCUGUGAGAUGCACAAACUACUUGCAUCACACAGGGGGGGGUGAGGGGUAAGGUGUGCCGUCUCCUCGCAUUGUAAUGGCUGACUCGGUCAAAAGAGGCUAUGUACCUAAAAAUGUGAUAUGGUUUAACAUCAUCACUUUCCUUGACUUAAUUCCCAGAAUAGUUUGGGAGGUACUUAGAUGACUAACAGUGAAGUUGCACGUUUGGAGUGUGAGAUAGUUUUGUAGCUAAAAAGUUGAUUUAAUUGUUGCUAUGUUAAGUAUGAAUUAGACACUCAUUAAAAGCCAUUUUCAUCUUUAUGCAUCAAGCUUUAAUGGAACAAGCUGUUGAUUUUUGUUGAUAAAAGUGAAGAAAGAUAA